Hordeum vulgare subsp. vulgare (domesticated barley) is the source of this 1014-nucleotide messenger RNA. Its product is annotated as NAC transcription factor NAM-1-like. Lineage: Eukaryota; Viridiplantae; Streptophyta; Magnoliopsida; Poales; Poaceae. Gene Ontology annotation, biological process: regulation of DNA-templated transcription. The coding region runs from base 1 to 1014 and encodes 337 amino acids. The transcript has a single exon. Gene Ontology annotation, molecular function: DNA binding. The record is from RefSeq and is a predicted model, not a curated record.
AUGGCUCUGCCGCCCCGCGUCGACUACGAGCGCCUAACCCCAGCGCUCGCGCUGCCUCCGGGCGUCUACUUCGACCCGACAGAAGAGGAGGUCGUGCGCACCUACCUCAACGGGUGGAUCGCCGGGCAUGAAAGGUCGUCGGACGCGGACGCAGAGGCGGCCCUCGUCAUCGAGGACGACGUCUACAGCGACAGACCCGACGUGCUGGCGCGCAAGUACCCGCCGGCCAGCACACGCGACUCCGAACCCAGCUGGUGGUUCCGCUGUCACUGCAAGUUGCAGGCCACGCGCGACGGCGUCGGCCACCGGGGCGGCCGCAUCGUCGCCACGGGAGGCACCUGGAAGCUGGAGCAGACCAAGAAGGAGGUGAGAUGCCCGGUGGACGGCGAGCACCUCGGGUUCAAGCGUAGCUUCGGUUUCCACGCCGAGCACGAGGGCCAGAAGAAGAAGAAGAAGACGCUGUGGCUCAUGGAGGAGUACACCAACGUCGACUACCCGGACGAAACCACCGUUCGCGACGACGGCAGAAGCGUCCUGCCCGCGCUCUACAGGAUAUACAUCUCCCCAAAUGAUCCCGUCAAGAAGAAGAGGAAGAAGAUGAGAGGCAGAGGUGAUGGGGACGACCCCGACAACGGCGGGCCUGUGAAGGUUGGCCGCGUCAUGGUUCCGAAGGAUUACUUACGCGCCGCCGCGGCGUUGCUGUCGCCGUCGAGCUUUCGUGGUGCCGGACAAGAGGAGCCGCAGGGCGGCGUUGAAGCGCUGCCGCCACCUUCGGGCUUUUCGAGCCAGUACCAAGGGGAGGCCGCGUCGACCGAUGAUGAUCACGGCGUGUCAAUAAACGAGAAUAAUCUCCACGACGAGGCGCAGGGCAGCACCGGCGGCGACGACUCUCCUGAGCCACGUGUUCUCGUUACGAUGAAUGACGGCGUCCCGGCGUUGGAGAUGGAUAUGGGCGGCAGAUGCGCUUUCGCCGACACGUGUUGGAUCGACGAACACUACCAGAAUAUGGAGUGA